AUGAGGGGUGUCCGCGGUGUAACAGGACCGACAGGACAACAAGGGGACGUUGGACCCCGUGGUGCCAUUGGUCAAGAGGGACGCAGCUCCAGUAUCCCUGGCUCUUGUGGUCCAAAGGGACACCAAGGGCCCCCUGGAGUCCCGGGACCCAAAGGGAUCAAGCUAUAUGCCCAUGCUCCCUCCGAUUUGAAGGGACAGAAGGGCGACCAGGGUCAAGACGGAGACCCUGGGGAGGUGACCAUGAUUGGCUGUGCCGUAAUUGGCCCCAAAGGACAACCAGGAUUUACUGGCCCCCUGGGGCCCACUGGGGUUACUGGUCCCCCCGGUGUCACUGGUUUCCAGGGGCCUCCUGGGUCUCCAGGUCCUAACUACGAAGGAGAUCCCGACAAUCGGGGAGUGAAGGGCCACAGUGGGCCUAAAGGGGAUAAAGGAGAACCAGGACCCAUCAUCCAGGGAGAGCCAGGCAGGGAAGGCUCACAAGGAACAUCUGGAGACCUUGGACCCCCGGGACCACCUGGAGACUCAGAUAAUCUGAAGGGCCUUAUAGGACCUCCGGGGGCAAAGGGAGCCAAGGGAGAACAAGGGUACAGUGGCCAAUAUGGAUUGAAAGGUGAGAAAGGAGAGGUCUGUAGUUUGUGUACGGGAAAAGGGUCGGGAGAGCCGGGACCCCCAGGUUCCCCUGGUCAGCCUGGACUCCCAGGCUUUAGUGCAGGACCAGGACCCAAAGGAGAGCCAGGACUCAAAGGAGCCUCGGGAUCACCUGGACAACAGGGUCUCCAUGGCCCUUCAGGUGUUCCAGGACCCCCAGGGCCAAAAGGAAAUUCAGGUUCCCGCAACCACCAGGGGAUAAAGGGAGAGAAAGGAGCCCCAGGACCAGCUGGUAGAUCAGGGCUGGACGGCCUAUACGGGGCCCCUGGCUUCCGUGGACGCAAGGGCCAACAAGGCCCUAAGGGUGAUCCAGACCUAAAGGCAAUAGUGGGGUACCAGGUCUACCUGGUACACCUGGUUACCGAGGUCAGAAGGGUGAGCCCUGCAGCAGUGUGUCUGACCAGGGAGUCCCAGGCCUACCGGGAAAGGUGGGGCUGCCGGGCACACGGGGCCCCCCAGGUCCUCGUGGUGGUGCUGGUAACCCGGGGGGAGAAAGGGGACAGGGGUGUAUUCUCCACCCUGGGAAGACGAGGACCCACUGGACAGAAAGGUGACAAAGGGCAGCCGGGACGCCCAAGUACCUCUGGAAGUGGCAAUCCUGGACGACCCGGCGUAAUGGGAUUCCCUGGGGCUCCAGGGCCAAAGGGUGAUGCUGGGUUUGAGAUCCUAGGUCCAGCCGGCCUUAAAGGUUUCCCAGGUGGUGUUGGGGCCCAGGGCCCUCCUGGAGAUCCAGGAGUACUGGGCCGACCAGGGAGUCCGGGACCACCCGGCCUCAAUGGGUCCUCAGGCCCCAAAGGAAGUAAAGGUGUAGAUGGUUCCCAAGGACCUCCUGGUUACGCAGUUACUUGCUGUACUGAAGCCCCAACCGGACCACCAGGGCUGUCAGGCAGACCUGGACCCCCAGGUAUUAAUGGAGAGAUGGGUUCGCGCGGGGACCCUGGCGCCCCGGGCUUUGGAAGUUCAGGUCCGGCUGGUGACCCUGGGCCCCCUGGGGCCUCCGGACCCGGAGUGCAGGGCCUGACUGGACAGAUGGGAGGCAGAGGGAGAGACGGGUUACCAGGUGCAUCAGGUCCUAGAGGUGACCCUGGGCUGGAAGGAAGAUCUGGACCGGGCCCUGACGGCCCACCUGGACCUGAAGGACCACCCGGUCCCAAAGGGUCGGUUGGCCCUGAUGGGGAGAAAGGUCACAGGGGUGUACCAGGCUCUGUGGGGGACGACGGGCCCCCAGGCCCUUGUGGACCAUCAUCCAAUACAGACAUACAUGGGCCCCCAGGGGACCCUGGGAAACGUGGUCUGCCUGGUUUCCAUGGUGCUAAAGGACACCCUGGAUAUCCUGGACCCAAAGGCAUUGAUGGGAGGGAUGGCGACCCAGGAAAUGGGUCGAGAGGCUGUCCAGGUGAACCUGGGGCUGAUGGACUGUGCUCAGGAGGACCAGGCCCAUCUGGACUCAGAGGAAAUAUGGGGCUCAUGGGUCUACCAGGUCCCCAUGGAAUAAAGGGAGGCCCGGGUUCCAAUGGAGACCCAGGACUAGACGGUAUGCCCGGUCCAUGUGGGCCAAAAGGAACUAAAGGAGAGUCCAGUUGUGCAAAACCAGGCCUCCCAGGAUCACCUGGACAGAAGGGCGAGCCAGCCUUGUAUAACAAACAUGACUCCAAAGGAAUGAAAGGCUCUCCUGGUUACGCAGGUCCUCCAGGCUCCCAAGGACCCUCUGGAGCCAAAGGAGACCCAGGACAUCAUGGACAUCAUGGAGCCCGAGGUCCUGCCGGCCAACCAGGUACUGAUGGCCCCCCAGGACUCCCUGUGUCACACGGAGCUCCAGGACAACCAGGGUUACCUGGCCCUCCUGGUCCCUAUGGUCCUAAAGGUAACCAGGGUCACGAUGGCAUUCCUGGACCUGCUGGUCAGAAGGGAGAGACACUGAUUGUGAGAUCAACUCCUGGCCCACGUGGAAAGAAUGGACUGCCAGGUCCAAAGGGAGAUGUGGGUUUCCCUGGCCCCACUGCUCCGGGGCCCCCAGGGUGUCCAGGAGAUCAGGGCCACCGAGGCAACGAAGGACCCCAGGGUUCUCGCGGGAGGCCAGGGUUUGGUGGUGUUUGUGUCAACGGGCUGAAAGGAGAUGCUGGUCCCCAGGGCAGCCCUGGAAGCCCUGGACAGCGAGGUCCGCAGGGACAGCCAGGUUCUGGAGGCUAUGAAUGUAAAGGGGACAAGGGAGACCUGGGCGCUCCAGGGGGCAGAGGCAUGGACGGGCCCACAGGGGACCUCGGACCUCCAGGGCUACGGGGACCAGGAGCCAUCCCUGGACCUCCAGGACCAAUCGGGUCCCCAGGUCACUCUGGAACCCCAGGAGUCCCCGGUGAAAUGGGUGAUCCUAGUUAUAACCCCGGCCCGAAAGGUACAAAUGGAUCCAAAGGCCGGCCAGGACCACCAGGUGGUCCGGGACUUGACGUGCCAAUGAGACCCAAAAAGGGGGAUCCGGGCCCACCCGGUUACACCGGCAACCAGGGACCUCCAGGUCCCAGUGGGCCGCCAGGACAACCAGGAUUAACAGGGCCCCCAGGUCCUGAGGGUCAACAGGGACACAGCCCUCCAGGCCUGCCUGGCUUCCCCGGACGCAAGGGAGACAAAGGAUCGCCAGGACUGACAGGGCCACUGGGCUACCAGGGGUUUCCAGGUCAGAAGGGUCCUCUUGGCCCACGGGGCUGCAGCACGGCAGGCCUGGCUGACAGUUUCCUGCUGGCCCGACACAGCCAGACCAUCAGAGUGCCUGACUGCCCCCAAGGCACCACCCUCAUCUACUCUGGAUACUCUCUGCUCUUCAUCAAUGGCAACAAAAGGGCUCACGGACAAGACCUGGGCUCCAUGGGCAGCUGCCUGCCUCGUUUCUCCACCAUGCCCUUCCUGUUCUGUGACACGGACGACACUUGUCGCUACGCCGCACGCAACGACUACUCCUAUUGGCUGUCCACAGAGAAGCCCAUGCCACGCAGCAUGGACCUGAUCAGAGGAGACGAGAUCAGCAGCUACAUCAGCAGGUGUUCAGUGUGUGAGGGCAGCUCCAAUGCCAUGGCCAUCCACAGCCAGACUGCCCAGCUCCCAGACUGUCCUGGUGACUGGGAAUCCCUGUGGACUGGAUACUCCUUUGUCAUGCAAACGGGUGCGGGUGCUGAGGGGUCGGGCCAGCCCCUGGGCUCCCCAGGCUCGUGUCUAGAACACUUCCGCCAGGUCCCCUUCAUCGAGUGUCACGGCCGAGGAACCUGUAACUACUUCCCUGACUCCUACAGCUUCUGGCUGGCCUUGCUCGACCCCAUCCACAUGUUCAGUAAGCCUGUGCCCCAGACGGUGAAGGGACGUCUUCUAGAGAAUGUCAUCAGUCGCUGCCGUGUAUGCAGGAAACCAUGAAGCAAUGGUAGUGCAUUAUAACCCACAUUCAGCCUCAGGCAGUGCAAAAUGAACCAUUACUUUGAUGGAUUUAACAAUGAUAAUAAUCAUAUUCUAAUGUAUUUAUAAUUGGGUGUUCUUUCAGACAAAUCCAGCUAGGCUCAAGCAAUCACUCAAAAUAUUUGGAACAUGUAAGAUACUAUUUGCAAACUGGUAUGGUUCCCAGUCCAAAAGACACGGCUGAAUUAUUCCGGAUCAAGACUGACAUGUUUAUUUAAGAUACCUUGGAACUACUGUUAACAUCACCUUCUGGGUUGUAAUUAUAUUGAGCCCUUGCACUGAGGACCACACACAUGUGAUUUUAAUGUAACUAAGUGGUUUUAUAAAGUCUCAAGCACUGUACUGUAUAUAGCUAUUGUGUUUGUCUCUAUUAACAUGUAUAUUUGAUAAUGUGUCUCGGGUAUUCCCUUCAACAUAGGUGCUCUCUCACAACAAAAAAACAUGAUUUUUUUUGUGUUUGUAAAAUUUUUUUAUUACAAUGGUUGGAUAAUUCCAAAUAAACAUUCACUCGGA
Messenger RNA from Salmo salar (Atlantic salmon), 4599 nucleotides. Lineage: Eukaryota; Metazoa; Chordata; Actinopteri; Salmoniformes; Salmonidae. The record is from RefSeq and is a predicted model, not a curated record.